UCUAGGAAUCAGCCAGAUUCAGUUUUUAUUCAGCAGCUGCCUUGAUAAGUCGGUUUUCGGUCUUCAGAAGCGAGUCUUAGUAUUACCGGUGGAUACAAUAUAUUGAAGUAUUUCAAUCAAAGUGAAUACCAAAGUGCAAAUGCGGGUUUCUUUGUUAAUAGUGUGCCUGAUAGUGCACUGCUACGCAGAUGAUGCAUCGUCGAACAGCAUCAAACCAUCAGGUUCGCAGACGUGGAUUGAUAAGCUGAAGAAUGAUUUGUUCGUCAAUUAUGAUCGCAACCUACGGCCUGCUGAAUAUUACAAUGUCACCAACCUGGAUAUUGGGUUGACUAUCUGGCAUGUGGAUAUUGAUGAGGAAAAAUCCAUCCUUUCCCUAUACGGAUGGGUAAAAAUGACUUGGAACGAUGACAAACUGAAGUGGAAUCCGUCCGACUAUGGAAAUGUCGAGCAGUUCCGGUACACUCCAGAGAACGUGUGGAAACCGGAUGUGGUUCUCUACAACAACGCCCGAGGUGCGGACAAUCUACACUACGGCAACACGAAUGUCAUCAUAUACAACUCUGGUAAAGUUUUGUGGGUGCCUCCGACCGAUUUCCACAGUUUCUGCGAGCUGAAUCUCCGAUUCUGGCCUUUCGAUUACCAGAGGUGCUUUUUGAAAAUCGGUUCGUGGACGUACGAUGAGUUACAUCUUAACAUGACGACCACCGAAGUGAAUCCGGAGAUAUUGUGGCUGGUCCCGAACCAUAAGUGGAGUAUCCGGAAGGUCACAGUUGAACGCCAUGUUAAGAAGUACGAAUGCUGCAAGGAACCGUACGUCGAUAUCCAGUACAACGUCACUCUUCAGCGACAUUCAGCAACCCACAAGGCCAUUGUCGUGAGCCCAGCUUUCGUUAUUAUGCUAAUGGCUCUAUCUGUAUUUUGGCUGCCACCGCAAUGUGGCGAAAAGAUUGUCCUGAAUGGAAUAAUAGCGCUGAUUAUAACAAUAUUCCUCAUCUACUUUGCUCAGCAAUUGCCAGCGAUGUCGGGAAAUCCGCCUCUAAUUGUAACCUUCUACAGCACCACAUUUUACUUGGUUGCCAUCAGUACGAUUCUGUCGGUAAUUGCACUGCGUAUGACUCGCAACAAGCACUGCCGUGCAGUACCACGACCACUCAAGGGUCAAUUGGACGGAUGUCUCGGGUCUGUACUAGGCGUUGGCAACACCAGCCAGUUGGACGACGAAAAGGAAACCGUCGGUGAAGAAGUAUCCGUAAACUCGAAGCAACGUGACUGGUGCCGACUGGCAACACUACUGGACCGACUGGCAUUUGUGGUCUAUUUGAUAGUAUUUGUUGCUUCAAUCAUUUAUUUCACCUUAUAGUCUAAGAUAUGAUUUGUCUUCAAGUUCCAGUGUUUAAAGCAAAGCAGGUUUCUGUAACGUCAAUUAUUAGCACGAUGAUAUGCUUUUGUUAAAAAAAAGCUUUUCGA
Aedes aegypti (yellow fever mosquito) is the source of this 1467-nucleotide messenger RNA. Its product is annotated as acetylcholine receptor subunit alpha-like 1. The coding region runs from base 140 to 1360 and encodes 406 amino acids. Gene Ontology annotation, cellular component: neuron projection; membrane; synapse. Gene Ontology annotation, biological process: regulation of membrane potential; nervous system process; chemical synaptic transmission. Lineage: Eukaryota; Metazoa; Arthropoda; Insecta; Diptera; Culicidae. The transcript is spliced from 6 exons. The record is from RefSeq and is a predicted model, not a curated record. Gene Ontology annotation, molecular function: transmembrane signaling receptor activity; extracellular ligand-gated monoatomic ion channel activity; neurotransmitter receptor activity.